Molecule: messenger RNA, 9028 nt
Organism: Mobula hypostoma (lesser devil ray)
Lineage: Eukaryota; Metazoa; Chordata; Chondrichthyes; Myliobatiformes; Myliobatidae
Gene: nup50
Product: nucleoporin 50
Exons: 8
Coding region: 1439-2818 (459 amino acids)
Biological process (GO): protein import into nucleus
Cellular component (GO): nuclear pore
Source: RefSeq, a predicted model, not a curated record
ACACUUGCCUUCCUUACCACCAACUCAAUCUGCAAGUUAAUCUUUAGGGAAUACUGCACGAGGACUCCCAAAUCCUUUUGCAUGUCUAAUUUUUGAAAUUUUUCCCCAGUUAAAAAAUAGUCUAUGCCUUUAUUCCUUCCAUCAAAGUGUAUGAUCAUACACUUCCAGACACAGUAUUCCAUCUGCCACUUCUUUGCUCAAUCUGGGUAGUGGGAAGUAUACGAAGCAUUUUUACUUAGGGCCUGAUUCCUAAAUGCAAAAAACUCAAGCAGAAAGAUAUGUCCAUGAUCGCAUGGUCCACAUUUUCACAGCUGCACUACAUGUGGGAUCUUUGGGAUCACAAGGUACAAAGUUCAAAAAGGCUACAACGCGUGUUGGUGCGGAAACUGGGAAGACUACCUUGAUGUUCUGGGAGUCACCUGGCCUUGGAAUGCCCAUUCAGGUUGACUGAGUUCAAUAAUUAUCACUGACUGGGGCAUCAGCAUGGGUGUGCUAAUUCCUAAAGAAACUAAUUGCCACCAAAUUAUUGGCACUGCAACAAAAAAAAAGAACCGAAAAUGUUAGACACUCAGCAGAUUUGCAAGCAUUGGUGGGCAAUCAUUCAGAAUAACUAAAAACACUGGUGUAUUUGUAUACUGGUUGGAUGUGGUUACUGGAAGUUGGAUUAAAAAUAUUCCGUGACAACUGACCUUGUUUCUUUGGCUGUUGGAUGGGAUUAUCAUGGAUACGAUAAAUGGCAUAUUUUGAGAAAGAGGAAAAUUAAUCUCUUUCAGGAUGCUAUGUUCUAUUAAGUAUGCAGCUCCGUGCAACAGAAAUUAUGUUAACAAAAACCUUUACUUGAUUUUUGGCAUAUUAGGUAUAAUGCAAUUGGGCAACAUGUUACACACAACGUUAUUAAAUCACACAAUCACUAUUAAAUGUAAUAAGAAUCUCGUGUCUCUUAAAUAAGUGCUUCAUUCCUCAGAAUGUUAGAUCGAAAUCUCUUAAGAAAAUUAAAUUGAUAUUAAUGACUUUUCUGGGAAAGGGGCUGAUGAAGGUUUUACAGCUGGUUUAAUACCAUUCAUCUGUGUUCCAUUUCGAUGUCGUUCCAAAAUGAUAAUCUGGUGAAUUAGCAUACUGUCAAAUAUUACUUGCAAUUUGGCUGUAACGGAGGUUGAGUAGACGACAGUGCUGCAUUGGUAGCGCUAGGACUACACACCUAAUUAUAGAAGCUCCGCCCAGCGAGCAUGCGCGGGGUCCGCCUCUUCAGGACGAAAUGGCGGUGUCCCCACAUUGCUGAGCAGCCGGGAGAGGGUUUCAGGGAAAGGAGUGCCGAGCAUCCGAGUACAAUUUUCACACAGGGUAGGGCGAGCAUCGAGAUUAUUACUUGUGGAGGACCUUACCCAGGCAGAGAGUCUGGCUCAUCGACAACACAGAAUCACCUAUCGCAGUAAUAACAAUGGCAAAGAGAACUGCAGACAAAGAACUAACUGAUCGGAAUUGGGAUCAGGAAGAAGAAUCAGAAGAGGCAGGAACCUUCUCAGUUGCAAGUGAAGAUGUGCUGAAAAACAGAGCUAUUAAAAAAGCAAAACGCAGGAACAUCCUCGCUGAGUGUGAAGGAGGUGGAAUUUUCAAAGGAUUUUCUGGCCUAGUGUCAUCGACUGGAAAUACUGGAUUUGGAGCAUUUGGCAAUGGUUCUGGUUUCAAGCCUUUACGUGGGUUGUCCAAUGGAAGUACUUCAUCGUCCUCUUCAAAGCCUUCCCAUAGUAGUGCUACAGAUGUAAAUAAAUCUUUGGGUUCUUUUCUGUCUAAUGGCCCUCCACCAAACCCUUUGGCAAAAGGUGAAAUAGGUACGAAAACAAAUGGUAUUAAUCAGAUUAACUCUGGGGAUAAAGUGGGCUCCAGUGAGUACAACAGACAACUAGCAGCACUGAAUUGUUCAGUCCGAGACUGGAUCACCAAGCAUGUCAAUGAGAACCCACUCUGUGAUUUGACCCCAAUCUUCAGAGACUACGAGAAGCAUUUGACAAGCAUUGAACAGAAAUAUGGUAGCAGCUCUGACAGUGGCUCAGAGAGUGACACAAGCAGCAAGAGGCCAGAAAUGCAAUCUGUUAACACAUUUGGUGUUAGCAAAACACCACAGGGAACAAUCCCAUCAUCUUUAUUCUCAUCUGUCAAAAACAAGGAUACUAUUCCAGUCACUUCAGAAAAAAAAUCUGAGACUGCAAUGGGAAACAGUGGGAAUAUCAACUUGCUCUUUGGGAAAAACAUGGAAAACUCUCCUUUAACUGGCUUCUCUUUCGGUGCUGGAACAUCAGGCUCAUUGUUUGGAAAAGAUUUGAACCAGGAGAAGACUGUUGCUCCAACUUUUUCCUUCACAGCAUCUGUAGAAAAAACGGAAGAAGUGAAAGGUAUUGAGCAUAAAGAUGAAAAUGAAGAAGAGAGUGAAGAGCCUCCUAAACCAGUUGUAAAUGAAAUCAAGGAAGAAGAUGCAAUCUUUUCAAAGAAAUGUAAAAUGUUCUACAAGAAGGAUGGAGAUUUUAAAGAUAAAGGAAUUGGUACAAUCCAUUUAAAACCUGUGGCAGAUCAAAAAUUUCAGUUGUUGAUACGAGCAGAUACUAAUCUAGGAAAUAUUUUACUGAAUAUUAUGCUUCAUCCAUCAUUACCUUGUACAAGAACAGGAAAAAACAACAUCCUUCUCGUCUGUGUUCCUAAUCCUCCCAUUGAUGACAAAAAUCCAGAUGCUGCUAUGCCAAUUUUGAUCCGUGUGAAAACUACUCAGGAUGCGGAUGAGCUUCACAAAAUUAUUACGGAGAAACAGGCUGCACAUCAAGUAUAAUUAUUGGUGCUCUGAUACUGUAAACAAGUUUUGCCAAGUUGCUGCUAGGGUCUUCAAUUCUCACCUUUUAAAAUAAAAUGUUACUGGUUCAGGAAGUUAUAAUUGUUUGGCAGAUUGCACUUAAGUGCUUUCACUAUGAAAGGAACAUCCCCAUGUACUGGAGUUAUUUUCUGUGUACACUAGUGGCCUGACCUGAUUUUCAGCAGCAUUGAUAGAUCAUUUAGACCACGAGUUUGAUAAAUAGGGCCAGUAUAUUUAAUAACCUGGCAACCAAUGUCAUGGAAAAACCUGUGUGCUAACCUAGGGAAUUAGAAUUUUUUCUUGCUUACAUUCAGACUUCCAGUUCCACUUUUUUCUGGUUUCUAGUGCAGAUUAUAAUCAAGUAAUAGGAAUAAUGUUGAAACACCUCUAAUCAAACUGUUGUAGCAGUUGAUAUUUGCCUCUGCUCCAUUUCCAAAAAGGCUGUUGAGUAUCCCUGUUCACCAGUUUGGGAAUAAAGCAUGCAAGGUUCACACCUUUUAUUAGAAUAAGAUAAAAUAUUGAGCCCAAGAGAGCUUGGAAGCUGAACUGAGCAGGGAAGGAGUAAAAAUAAAAUCCAUCUUAACUAAGUCAAAUAGCACAUGGAGGAUGGAAAUGAUUUUGUGAAUACAAUGAAGUAAAUUUAGGAAAAAACCAGUGAUUGGAAUUGGUGAAUAAAUAAAUGUUGAAUUCUUGCCAUUUUCCUGAACUCCCUUAUAACUGUCCAUUUUAACUAUUGGUGAGCUACAUUGCUUUCACUUCGUAUCAUAAUGUAUCCAAAAAAAACUGUUGAUUGUUGAUCUUGAUUCUUAAUUUAUGUAACAUUUGAUUAAGUUUAAUUUGUUGGAAGAUGAGAAUUUUUAGACCAUAUAAAAUGCAUUUCAGACUGGUGUCGUGAGGUGGUAAAUUUGGCCAAAGAUAUGGUUUAAUGCCAUACUUUCCCACUAUAGAAGCUUUCUUAAACAUAACCUGAUAUUAUAAAUCAAUCCACAGUUGAGCAUUACCUGCUCUAAUUAAAUAUUGUAUAAAACAAGCUAAUUUGACAGAAUUUACAUGAUUUCAUUUUUCCUCGUGUGUCCUGCUAUGUGAAGUUAUUUUGUUUGAAGAUCUUUUGGAGAGCAUGCAGUAUUUAUUUGAGCUUUUAAAGCAUAUUUUCUAUAUAUAAUGGGGUUUUUGCCUUAAGUCAGUAAUAGGCAGCUGUUGAAGAGAUCUAUCAGUGGGACCACUUUAGGAAUUGGUUUGUAGCAUUUUAAUUUGAAUUGUAUUUAAAUAAGCAGAUAUAACUAAGAACAUUUAUAGUUCAUGAAUCCUAAAUAUCAAUGUUGAUUGAGGUGUACUUUGUAUUGAUCAGGGAAUCCUUGAAGAGUUGGAAAGUAAGCAUAGUUUUAAGUAUUCCUUGGAUGAAUAAAGCUUGAGAAGUUUGUCAUGGUCUUAGUAAUGUUUUUAGUUGAUGUAUUUAAAAUAUUUUAAAGUGAUGUAUAAAAUAAUUAGAACGUUUACAAACUCUAUGCACAGAUUUAUUAUUGAAUAGAUAGCAAUCCAGAUAAGUAUUGCAUAUUUGAACCACAAUUAUUAAUGCUGAGGUUGAUAUUAGCCAGUUCUCAUGCCCAGUGAUAUCAAGCAACAUGCAAUGUUCAUAUGUGUCACGUGACAUCAUUUUGGUCAUUUGGCAUCAAUUUUGUAUUCCAUGAUCUAUAGGGGCGGUGCCAAAAAUGCACAAGAAUGAAAUCAGAAAUGAGUUGGAUGUACUUACUAUAAAAAUGUCAUAAGUUGGGGAUUUUCUCUAGGGAAAUAAAAGAAAGGAGAUCAAUUGUGAUCUUUAUGUAAUGAGUUAUCACUUAUUCCUAGAAAGUAUUACCAAGUGAUGAAUCUGCAACUAGAGGUUGGGAAGUAGGCAGGAAGUAGAAAGUUCUGUGCAGAGGACCAAUUGAGUAGCAUAGUUAAAUAUAAGCAGAAGCUGGAUAAGCACAAGAGGGACAAAAGAAUAGAUUGACAGUUAUCUGAGAGGGGGUGAGGAACUUGUGAAAUGAACACCAGCGUAGAGAUGUCUGUAUCGGCAAUCUAUUGAUGACAUUAUUAAAUUGAUCUAAAAUGCGGCUUUUGUUAUAACUAAUUUUGGUAAAUACUGUUUGCUGAAGUUUUGCCAUACAAGUAUUUUAAAAGUAAUUUUAAAAUGCAGUUUACCAAUGAAAGUGUUAAAUUUUUGAGUUAUAGUGGCUUGGGAAAGACUAUAACUUUUAUUUUUGUAAUUCAGUUGCUGAAUCCCAGAGAUUCCUAACUUGAUUUCUUUUCAAUGUUGGUAUUUCCUACAUCUAUAUCUUACCAACUUGCGGGAAUUUAAAAAAUACUGCUAUGCUCUUCUGUGUCUAGUUAUUCAGUUUACCAGUUUGUUACAGGCAGUAUCAUCGCAUGUGAUCUGAUUUAAUAAAAUGGUUCUCAUAAGAGGAAAUGUACAGCACCUUGGAACCUUCCACGUGAAGGACCUUGCCAACUUUACCUACUGACUAUCUUUUUAAAAGCUGGAAGUAAAAUUGCUUGUAACCUGUGAUGUGCAUCUUCUGAAUUUAUUUCUGAAUUGCUAAACCUACUUGUGAAAACAGAAUGAAAGUAAAUUAUCUUUCAGCAUAAACAAUUUUGAACCAAAUUGAGAAUUUGUAUGUUCUAUUGGAAAAGAUUUAUUUUGACACUGGAAUUUUUUAAACAACUUUCCAUUUUAAGGUUCAGCAGAAUGUUACUGUUUGCAUGUAUGUGGCCUUGAAACUGGUCACUUAUUUAUAGAUGUUGCUAGAGUAAUUGAUAAAGCAAAAUGACUUGAAAACACUUGCAUCUUAAGCCAAUCAGGUAUCCAAUGGAAUAGAAACUAAUUCAAAAAUUCAAUAAUGUGAUUGCUAGAAAUCUGAAAUUAAAACAGGAAAAAGUCAGAAAUAUGCAAUGGGUGAUAUGGGGUCUGAGGAGAAAAAAAUUUGUUAACAUGUUGAUGACCUUGUAACAGUUCUGGGAAAAAUUAAGAUAUUAACAGGUUUUGAUCUCCUCGUGCAGGAGAUACACCUCGUGAGCCAAGACUGCUCAUGAGACAGUUCUAUCUGGGCCACCUCUGAACAACAAGUUCCCGGUGCAGUCAUAGUUAUAGAUUAAAGAUGCUUUUGCUUUUUAAAUUAAGCCUCACCAUGUCUGUGUUAGCUGUGGAACUUUUGGCCAGCAGGAAGAAGAAAUGCCCAUCUCAUCAAGAUUUUAAACCUGAUUCUGUGAACCUAGUUCUCUCAGUCAGAUGGUCUUUCGUUAAUAUGAGUUAUGGAUGAUCUAGCAUAUUUCGCAAUUGUUUCUCAUAAGUCAAUUAUUGAUCUUGAGAGAGAUCUGCCAAGUCUCAUUUGAUUUUUUGUUUGUUUAUUUAUUUUCAAUAUUUUCCUCCCUUCCUUCCCAAAAAUAUUCGCAGUGAUGGCAUCUUCCAUAAAGUUGAUACCUAAUUGGUGAAGCCUAAUCAGACGAGGUCUCAGUUUUCGUUGAAUAUCUCUGAGACAUUUUUAAAAUUUUGAAUGAUAUUAGUUUUGAUAGUUUAUUUUAUAAAGCUUUAUUAUGUGUGAACUAACUCAAGUAAUUCCUGUCACCUGAAACCUGUCCACCUUCCUAAGAGCUGCUUUGUCCUCAUUGAAAUAAUUGGCGUGUCUGAGCUGUGCAAGAUGUAACCAAGUGCAGAUUCAACAGGUUGACUUCCCAGCACAGUUGCUGGGGCUGCUAAUGCUUAAAGAAGUUUCAGCAUUGUCCUGUUGAACUCUAUAGGGUGCCCAAUAUUGUACUGACAGCAACACCAACCACUUAGCAGUUUUAGAUAUUUAUUUGUUUUAUUUUUAUUUAGUGUUACAGCGUGGAGUAUGCUUUUCUGGCCUUUUGAGCCAUGUCACCCCAGCAACCCCUCAACCCCAAUGAAUCCUGUGGUAUAAUUUACAAUGACCAAUUAACUUACCCAGUACAUCUUCGGAUGGUGGGAGGAAACUGGAGCACUCACAGAAAACCCAUGCAUUCCAUGAGGACUCCUUACAGAGCAGCACAGGAAUUGGACUCUGAGUGCCCGAAUGCCUUCAGCUGUAAUAGUGGCUCACUAACCACUAUGCUACUGUAGCACUCAAAUUUAUAAUCACAAGCAACCUUCUGAAGCAUUUCAGACUUGCAGCUAGGCAUUCCUGCAAAAAAGAAAUGUCUCACUGAUACUGAAAAAGGGAAGCUUUUCACAAUUACAAUGGAAGAUCAACCUGGAAGGGUAAUUUUUUAAAAACUUAUGUAUAUUUACAUUGAUGCUGUCUGAUUGGCUAUUUCCAGCAUUUUCUGCCUUGUGUAUCGUGUAUUCUGUAGGAUAUUUGAAAAUACUGAUAAUGUGAACAGUUUUUUCAAAAUUGCUGCUGGUUUUGGUUGGUGUUUUUUGACAUAGUUUCUAUGAAUUUAUUGACACAGCAAUAGCAUUGCACUCUCUUCCUGCCCAAUAUGGUUAAUGUAAUCACAUUUUUAUUUGGGGGGAAAAGUAAACAUGACAGGCUACUGACUGACUUGUAAGUCAGGAGCUUCUGGCACUUCCUAUCUAUUAUGGGUUAACAGGCUAAUUUGAAAACAAUUAACUUCCUCAGUAUCAUUUUUAAAAAAGAGGGCAAAAUUAUUGUUGCCCUGUGAGCCUAAGGAUGUGACUGUGAUAGGUUUUUAAAUCUGCAAUUGUUGUGAACUGAAACUCUGAAUUCUUCCACAAAUCAAAAAUAUAUUUAAUAAUGUUGACUGUGUUAAUCUUUGUCAGCAAUUCUACAUUGAAGCAUCCAAACAUAGAAUGUGUUCCCAGUUUAUGUUAUAAUAGUUGCUUUUGAUGCAGUUCCAAAAGUAAAUUUAAAAGCUAAAGUUUUUUUAACACCCUAGCUGCAAGUGGGAACGGAUUUUUAAUUUAUUCUUUCUUCACAGGUGAAUUUAAUUUGGUUUACUCCCUUUUACGAAUUUGUUCCCAAUACAGCUGGACACAUUUGUCAGUCAUUUAUUAGGAAGCGAAUUGAAGAAUCCAGAUUUCAAAAUGAAAGUGAGAAAGAAAACAAUUUAUUAGAAUUUUUGAAAAGCCGAGUCCAGUUGCAUGUUCAUCAUGCUUAGCUUUGGUUCUCUAAAAUGAACAUUUUAAGGAUUUUUCACUUUGUUGACAAUCCAAUCUGUAGCGGUUAGUGUGACGCUAUUAAAGUCUGUACGUACUUCCAGUGGAAUAGUGCGGUUUCUCUAGGCCCCCCAGUUUUCGCCCACAGUCCAAAGAUACCAGUUAGCAGGUUAAUUAUGCAUUGUAAGUUGUCCUGUGAUUAGGCUAUGGUUAAACUGUGAGGUGCUGGGCAGUGCAGCUUGAAGGGCCAGCAGGACCUAUUCUGUUGUAUCUCUAAAUAAAUAAAUAGCGGGUUUGAGCUGUAGAUUUGAAAUUUAGUAAUAAGGUAAAGAGGCAGCCAUGCAAAUAAUAAGGGAUCGUUAAAUGAUGAAAAAAAAAUGAGAGGGAUGUGUAAGUGAGCAGUAUGACUGAGGAAUAGAUGGGGGGUUUUAUCCAAUGCAACUUUUCUAGGUACUGUGUACUUUAAGAUUGUGAUACUUCGUCAAGUGGCACAGAUGAAAGCUUUUUAUUAUACAGAACAUGAAGUCCUUUUAUUCUAACUCUGCAAUAAAUGCCUCUGUUUGAAAAGACAAGUUUAGUUUUCAGCAUUUGUAAUUCAUAUAAUGUUAAAUGAAUUAGUUUUAUAUUAUGUUUGUGGAUUACAAAAUAAAUGACUGAGAGACAAUUGGCUUGAUUUUCUUUUAUUCAUAAUAGUUGUUUUUCUAAAAUUUUAAGUAUAUUCUGGCCUGUUAUGCUUAAAGGAUUUUUGUCUUGAUUUUUGGAAUCAUUGAUUAGAUGUUUUAACCAUUUUAGUUUGUUUUGUUUUUAAGAAUCUUGUUGCUUAAUGUCUAAAUGCUUUAAUUGUAAGAUGUGUAAAAGCUUAGUCUGUAAGUUUUUUUUAAUGUAAAGGAAUGAAUAUAUAGUUUACUGCGGGACAUUUUAUUUUGAAUUAAUUUAAGGACAAGGUGCUGUCUUUGAUCAUUAAUUAACAUGGUGAUUAUAGUUUUAUUUGGUACAUACACUUUUUACCAGUACCCUAUCCCAGAAGAAUUUUUAACUGGGAGCAAAACUUUAUUUGAAUAAUAUUUGGACACAGAAUA